AUGGGAUGUCUCUAAGUAAAAGUGACUGACAAUAAUUCAAAGAAGCCGAUUCAGCCUCUGAAUAUCUAAACUGCAGACUAUAGAUUAAUUUCUAAUGUCUACACAAUGACUUCCAAAGUCUUAGGAGCGGGUAAUUUCGGCAAGGUCUUUCUUGCACAUAUCACUUAAAAUGAGAAAUUCAAAGUCGCCAUCAAAACAAUGCCUAAGAAGAAAAUAGGAGAUAACAUCGAAAAAAUCAAGGAGGAGAUAAGAAUACUAGCAAAGUUAGACCAUCCGAAUUAUCUAGGAGGGGGAGAUCUCUUCGAUAAGAUUACUUCUCAAAAUGAACAGAUGAAUGAAGUCAAGGCAGCUCAUAUUAUGAAGAAAUUAUUUCAAGCAAUUAACCACUGUCAUAGUCUUAACGUCGUCCAUAGAGACUUAAAACCUGAAAAUAUUAUGUACACCGAAGAUGGGGAGGACAUCAAGAUUAUUGAUUUUGGUUUGAGCAAGCUGAUAUAAGAAAGAACUGCUACUAUGAAAACCCUGGUUGGAACUCCGUAUUAUGUGGCUCCUGAAGUUUUACAGGGUCAAUAUGGGAUGGAAUGCGAUAACUGGAGUUUAGGAGUCAUCAUGUAUACCUUACUUUCUGGAUAUCUUCCAUUUUAUGGUACCACCCCUGGAGAGGUUUUUGAGAAAAUUAAGAAUGGGUCAGUUUCAUUCUCUCAAAAAGAAUUCUAAUCAAUCAGCUAGAGUGCAAAGGAUCUAAUAAUAAGUCUCCUAAAUAAAGAUAAGGUCAAAAGAUUUACCUGCUCAUAAGCUUUACAACAUGCAUGGUUUUAGGAGGUCAAAAAAGAUGAUAGCCUUCAUAUGAAAAUCGAAUUAAACAUUAUUGAUCAACUUAGAAAUUACAAAGGCAUAUCAGUACUUAGAAAAGAAGCAAUGAGUGUUCUCAUUAAGAUGCUAAACUCUCAUGAGAUAGAUUCGCUUAGAGAAGCUUUUUAAAUUAUUGAUAAGGACUAAACAGGCAUGAUCAACUUCGAAGAGUUGAAAGAAGCUCUCUCCUCAACGGGGCAUAAUUUAACCAUGAAUGAAAUUCAGUAGAUUAUUGAAAAUGUGGACUAUGCAGGUAAUGGUAAAAUUAACUACUCUGAAUUCCUUGCUGCUACAAUAGAAUUAAAGUCUGUAUUAACUUAUGAAAAACUUUGGGCCCUUUUUAAGUAUUUUGAUACAGAUAACAGUGGCAUCAUUACACCUUAAAAUUUAAGAGAAGCAUUUGCUAAAACUGGAAAAAUGCUUACUGAAAAGGAGAUUUAAAAAAUUUUAGAGCAGCAUUCGUUCAUUGAUAAUGGAGGACUAAACUUUGAUGAGUUCAGAUUAUCCUAAGACAAAAAAGCGAUCGACUCCAACCAAAUUUAUUGA
Stylonychia lemnae is the source of this 1398-nucleotide messenger RNA. The record is from the annotation of a GenBank genome assembly. Lineage: Eukaryota; Ciliophora; Spirotrichea; Sporadotrichida; Oxytrichidae.